UCAACAUGGACAGCCCACUCAUUUGCGUUGAGAAGGUUCAACGAGCCAAGCCCUGGGGCUCCUCUUCUCCAGCGGCGAGAGCCCACGCGCCUGGAGGGGCUGUGAGGAGUCCCAGCCGCUCUCCGGGGGCCCCCAACACCCGAGGGCGGGCGGCGGCCGGGCUGAGGGAGCUGAGGGAGCUGAGCGAGCUGAGCGGCCGCGCCCACCCCAACGGUCACAACGGCCGCGCACCGCCCUCAGGCAGGCGUGCCCCGGCCGAGCAGGCGGCGGCGGCGGCGCGCACGCAGCGGCACGCAGGCGGCGGCGCGCACGUCUCUGGGCGGGGGGUUGCUCCCCGCUGCUGACACCCGGUGGCGGCGGCGGCGGCGGCGGGGCCCGGGCGGCGGGGCCGGGCCGCGGGUUUAUGGCGGCGGCGCUGUCCGCCCUGGCUGCCAGGCUCUCCCAGUCGGCCGCGGCCAGGUCGUACGGCGUGUUCUGCAAGGGGCUGACCAGGACCCUCCUCAUCUUCUUCGACCUGGCCUGGAAGCUCCGCAUCAACUUCCCGUACCUCUACAUCGUCGCCUCCAUGAUGCUCAACGUGCGGCUGCAGGUCCAUAUUGAGAUCCACUGACUUGUCACUUGUUACGCUGCUUGCACUGUAUGCUGCGACUACAGUCAGUCACGUUCCUCUUCAAGCUCAUUCUGCUGUGAAAAAGCAAAGCUAUGUUUGUCUUCUAUAGGAAUAUGAAGGAAGAAGAUUUAAACCCAGGAAGAAUAUGUGACAGUGGCCCAGGUCAUCACAAGGCUGCAGCUCACCUGACACGUGUACAUUCCGUGUUGAACAACUCUCAGAAUCAUAGUAGCAGUUUACAAAAAGAAUUAUUUUAUUUUAACAUCAGGAAUUGUUCUCUCUUUAUUAAUAUACCUCCGCCUUAUGUUGGCAAAGAAAUGCCUCUGAGUUUGAGUGAAUCAGCAGGGAGAAACUCAAGUCCAGCGGUUCCUUGGAAAGAUUCAUUUUGUCUGUGUUGUUCUUCUGGGGAAGCCAGGCUUGAUGGGAUUUCUCAGUGCAUUAAUAUUUCAGUAAUGGGCUGGCUGGAGAAAGCUCGUAGUUUUGCUGCAGACUUUAGCUUAAGCUGCCCAGGAGAUAACUUUGUAUGUUUUGUACAUGCAUGGCUGGGAAAGUUGCAGUGUAAUCAAGAACUGCAGUUUCUGGAAUUAGAAGUGAGCAGCAGCAUAGAGAAUGAGUUGCAGCUUGCACUUCUUGAAGAGCCGGAGUUUGGUGGGCUUAUUGAUCUCUGUUUUGUUCCAGUUGCCUCACUGAAUGAUUAUGCUAUGGGACUCUUAAACAACCAGAAAUUGUGUAUUUUUCUUUGUUACUUAAGCCCUGUUACUUCAGAGCAACCACUUGGAUAUAAGACAAUGCUUUCAAGUGUACAAUAUGUGACUACCAGUUUUCAUGUCAUACAGCUAGUAAUAUCUGUCCUAGCUUUUGCACUAGCAGGUCUCUGGUAUGCAGUAGUGAAGGUAAAAACAUACUAAAAUUUUAAUAGUUACUAUUUUUAACAUUAAUAGAAACUGAAUUGAUUAAAUUGGAGACAAGGUUGCAGUUCAGGUUUUAGUGAUAGACAGCUGAAGUGAAAUUAUACUUGUGUAGUUGCUGGUAAAAGAGGCUGUUGAAAUAAGGCUUUUUUUUUUUUUUUUUUUUUUUUUUUAGUACAGAAUGGAAUGUCUGCCUCUGAUUGGAACAAACUUAAUUUCAACACUUUCUGGGACUUCUGCAGGUGUCCUGUUAACACUAGACUAGAACUCAAGUUGACUGUUUAGCACAGAUCCUUUUUGUUUUCUUAAGGAUUUGUAUUUGCUGAUUACUUUGGCUACUGUUUACAACCAUUUCCAAUGAAACUACUGCUUGUAGAACUGAAUUCCCAGUGUGAAAUCAACCAUAACUAAUGUAUCAGUACUUAAAACACUUUGAAUCAGAAAGCUCUUGGGGUGGUGGUCUUCAAUAUGGCAUAAUUCUCAGCAGUGUUCCUUUCAAGGGUGAUACUGCUCUAACUUAAGUUAGGAUCUCAUGAGUUUUAUUGUGCUACAAUAGACACACUAUAAAUAAUUUUUUAAGAGAACAAUUUCUUUCCUUGAAAUAGUGAUUGUUAUCACUGAGACAUAAUAAUCAUUUCUAGGCCUGUUGACUUUGGCUUUGGGACAGACUUCUGACAACAGGGUUUGGCAAACAAUGGAGCAAGCAUGUUGAAAUCAAUAGAGCUGCUUGUGAAUAAGAAAUUGUAGGAAUACGAUCCUGUGGACACGUAGAUGGAGAAACUCAUUGUGCAGUAGGUCAAAAUUUGAACUUAGUGUCCAAAAUUCUCAACAACUGACUUAGUAUAGAUAGGCUUAGUGCGCCUUAGUCUUUGGACUUCCCUAAAGAAGGAGGUAUUGAUGUGAUGGGUUAGGAUAUGUCUUCAGCUAACUCUUCAGUCUGAGCUAAAAGUGGGGAUUUAAUGUGGAGUAAACUCGUGCUGGUGGGUGACACAUCAUGUCAUUUUUACUAUCUAGCUUACUUCACUUUGGAAAUGGAGUAAAUGAUGAUGUUGCGUGCAGUUUGAAUUGUAUUGACCUGGAAAGCUAGUAGUGUUUCUAAUGUUUGCUUGGGAGUUGGUAUACUAGCAUAGAGAAGUCCGUAAUUAUGAAGAGGAGAUGUUGGUUAGCAGUGUUAUGGUGCAAGAUAUUGGAGGAUAUAUUUUUUUCUAAGCCUUACUUGAGUACUAAAAGUAAGGUACACUACUUCUUGUGUUAGAUGGCAUGUUGUGUUUUUGUUAUCCCAACUGGUUGACUAUUUCUUCUGGAUGUUAGAAGAGGUAAAAAGCCAUUUGCUUUAAUUUAAAAAAUAACUUUUCCCCUGGAGUGUAUUUUUAUUAAUUGUUAAAGUUCUAGGCUUUUGACUACAUGACGUCUAGUCACAAAACUACAGGAACUUCAAAAUAAUAAUGCAUUAUGUAUCUGAAGUAAUUAUUUUGACAGUAAUAGUUUCCUUCUUGUCAAGCCGUUCAUACUUUUCUCUCCCAUCUCCACUACUGCUGUUUAUCACUCUUGCAGUGGUAGUAAUGCAAGCAUUUAUGGAUCAAGAUUGCUGAGGUUAUGUGGUUCCCCAAAACACAAGAAACAAAGACAUUUCCCCAAAAGUCUGUGGCUUAUCUGAGUUAUGGUGUCAACUGUUGUCUGUAUAGAGUUUAACCCUGCUGUGUUUAACAGCUGGCAGAGCUGCGGGUACAGAAAUGAAAGUGGAGGUUGGGGCUGAAGCCUGUUUAGGCUGGUUUGAUUGCUUUAAAGAAAUGUGCAACUGCAUCCUUAAUUUCUAUAAGUAGCUACGCAGGUAAAGAAAUACCAUCUUCUGGUAUGGUGAGGUUUCUUUGUUUUUAAAGUUGCACCCAAACAUAGUCCUGAAUCCACAACUGAUUGCUUGAACUUCUUAUUUAGAGAAUCUAUUGGUAUGGUUGUACUUGUAUUUGCCUAGAACCUCCUCUGUUCACAUGAAGAGUAUGGCCUGGAAGAUUCUCUUCCCUGUUGUACGCCUUUUGGGAACCAUUGGUACAUAAAAAGAAAAGCUUGUAAGUAGUACCAAGUACAUGUUACCAGGUGAGAGGAGUUGCUGAAGGCAUAAAAUCACUAGUCCAGUUUUUAACACACUGACUCUUAACGGUGAUUUAAAAAAAAAAAAAAAAAAAAAAAAGGAAAAAUGAGAGAAACCACCUGUUAAUUAGAAUUGAACUGUGUGUACAGUGGGGUGCCAAGAGCUGUUUCAUUAUUGAUAAGCCUAUGCAGGUGGGAAUCUUGGAAUGAUGAAAUAUCUGGACUAUGUAUCGCAGUCCAGAUAACAUAGUCCUGUCUCAAGCAAAAUUUGCAUUGAGUGGAGUGGCCUUUAAUUACUUAUUACAGGAUCACUUUAAAUACAGAUACAAUACAGUUAAGUGACAUGUUAUUUUUUGUGUAUUAUAUGUAUAUUGAAUAUAAGACUUAAAGAAUGUCUUAAGUGAGUGGAUUUAAUCCAUUUUUAAGAUAGCUUAUGUACUUUGCCUUGGAUUUUAUUGUUUAAAGCCUAAAAGGUAACUUUUUAACUUGAACAUUCCUUCUGAAACUCAAAUAAAGGAUGUUGGUAUGCUGAAAUCUCAUGUAAUAUACUGCACUUUAAGCAUGGGGAGGCCAUAAAUGGGAAACACUAUUCUUGCACUAAUAGAUCUAUUUGACUAGCAGAGACAAUGCUCAAAUGGCUUUUUUCUUCUCUAGUGGGAGAAUAGUAAACCAAAAGGGUGUCAAUCCUUUGAAGCUAUAUAUAAAUCAAACACAGUAUGUGGUUUAGGCCACUGUUCUCUCCACAAACGUUUCAAUAUCAACUCAUCUCAAAAAUAGGAAAUGUCUCUGCUUAGAACCAGUUUGUAUGGAAUUCUGUGGCCUCUAAGUUCUAUAUGGAAAUUGCUUUUCUGAAUAAAUGUGUUGUUAGAGUUGAGAAUGUUUUUUUUUUUUUGGAUGAUUUAUUAUAGUACAGAAAAAUAACUUUUAAUAGGGGCAAGGGAUCUUUAAACUGAACCGGGAGUUGCCUUCUUAUUUCCAGUUCCUCUUAAAUCCUGCUAUUCUACUGCUGCUGAAAAGGGGUAUUUCUAUUAAAGAAUUCUUGCUUUUUAAAAUUUCAUCAACCAGUGUCCAGAUCCCUCCUGUACUACAUAGGAAACGUGUUUCUGCCAUUAGAAAACAAUGAAAAUAAUAUUUAUAGAAUUGCGUAAUAGUUUCCCACAAAUAUACACUUAAGUGGAAAUUUACUAUAUGGUGUAUUGCUUUUUUAAAAAAAAAGAAAAUAUACUUUUAAAUGUAUGUGCACAGAGCUCUGCAUGUGGGUGAAAAUGUGUUAUCACAGUAUGAUGUUGGAAUGCUUAUGCAAACUAUUAUUUACUUCUUGACAUUACAAUGCAAAAUUCAGUACAGAUGAUGUUGUAAUUCUCAAUGUGGUAUUAGUGCAAUCUUAGAAACUAUUUGUAUGCAUUGUCAUGCACCAUGAGACAAUUUUAACUGUAGACAGUUUUUAACCUCUUGCUUCUUCAGAGUUUGUUUGUUUUUUUUUUUUACAACUGUAAAGAUGGCACUUUCUUAAACUUUGCCAAAGUUUUCUUUUUUUUUUCCACGUCUGCCCCUCCUUAAGGAGUGUGUGUAUACCUAUACUAAAAGUAUACAUUCUUUUAACUUUUGGAAGAAGCAAGUCUGUACUUACUUCUCCAAUAUAUCAGCUUAUUGUCAAAUUGUUCCUUUUGUUUUUAAUUAUGGCCUGAUCCUACUUAUGUUUUCCUUCUCUUCCCUCCACAUCAUUCCUCAGCAUAAGCAUAUGCUGAAAUUGUGUAGUUUCAGAAAUGCUCUCCUGUAAUACAUAACAAACUGACAAUAACAACAUCAAGAUACAAGUAUCCAUAGUCUGUCAUGAGGGUGUAUGACAAGUGAUACAUCUGACAGAACAGUAAGUAGGUAGUGUGAGAUAUUUCUGCUUUUUCCCAACAAAGCAUUUGCUUUGAUUAAAAUCUAGUAUUAAAGUUUGUUUACAUCUGUUGGCUGAGAAUUGCAGCUAGAAUUUAGGGCUUAUCAAAUACGUUGAGGUUGAAACUUAAGAAACAGUUACACUAGCUUCAAAACUUUGUUUUUAAGUCAUACUAUGACCUUCUGAAAAAUUCACAUGAAAAUACUCUUAAUACUUUAAAACAUUUUUUUUUUCAAGACUGCAUAUUACAAAAUGUGUCAUGAUGCUUGUUUCUGUGAUGCACAGUCAAUAACUGGAAAAAAAAACACUUUUUAGGAUUUUUGUAAUACUUGUGGUGAAUUCCCUUCUGGUAUCUCAGACUACAAACCCUCUAAUCCUCAGUGACGAGCUGCACUUGACAGAAUUUUCAAACAAACAACUUGUUUAUGAAAAUAUUAAUAUUUAUGAUCAGCUCAUAUACUCAAUACCAGGACACAAACUACUUGCUGGUAGUUGUUGUGAAAUAAGAAUAAUAUGGAAGUGCUAGAAUGAAGCUAUCCUUUAUUACCCUGCAGUAAGUAAGCCGUUAUUACUGUGUACCUUGAAAUUAAUUCUGUAUUGCAUUCCAAGAUAUCAAUGAUCUUAGUCUUUUUGGAAUUUGUGGUACAAGAUUCAGACCAAGUAAAAUGUUAUUUCAUUGUUAAUGCUGAAAUCGAUUUGAAAACUAAUACAUUUUUGAAAAUGGCCUGAGGGACUUCCAGGAAAAAAAAAAUCUGCCUUGAAAUGAUCCUGUGCAUUUGUGUGAUCUCAAUAUAGUUAUAGUCUGUUUGGAAAAUCUCUCUUUGUGCAAGAUCUAGAUAGUUAGAACCUGAUAGCAAAAAUGGUUAAAAAUCCAUCUUCGCCAGGUAGAAAUGUUCUUUUAUUUUCUGCUUACAGUCAAUUUCACCUUUUUUCAAAUAUAAAAAUAUCUGGAUGUAAUUAAGCUUUUGUUCCUAAAAAUAGGUAAAUCUAUUGCUUAGUGCCUGGUUCAUCAGUUGAUGAGUGUUCCAUGAACUUCCUUUAAGAUGGGUUCUACUCCCUGCCGGUGACACUAAUUAUAAAUGCUGACACUAGAAUACUUUCUGUGAACUGUGAUGUUACCCAUGCAAACAAUUUUAGUCCAUGGCCUUGGUCUUUGGCCUAAUUAUUUUUUUACUACAGUGUGGGAGACAGGAGGCUGGCACAAACCAUUUUUGUGUGUGUUCCAGAGAAAGAUGUUUACAACUUUGUAUGUAUUUUAGAAAUUUAUUAUAACACUUUUGAACUUGUGAGUUUCCAUAGUAAACUUGAAAUCUGUUGUCCUAAUGCAAUGAAUACAGGCUUUUGUAUGAGAGUGCUGUCUAAGCUGCCAGGAGCCGAUUGUGAUGCUGCUUGCUUACGCCACAGGAGGGAGUUAAACAUCAGUCUUUUGAACAUUUUCAGUUAUGGCAUUGUUUUAUCUUAGUACAGUGCAUUUCAAUUUAUAAAUACGCUGAAUUUGACUUGUCUUAUGGAUUGUCACUGCAAAUAGCUUAAUGUACAAAAUCAAUACACAGUGGUAAAUUACUGUAACUGUUUACAAUUGAACUCUGAAUACCGAUUGGUGGCUUUUAUCAAGCUAUUUAAAACCAAUAAAAAUCUUUUAAAAAAA
Anas platyrhynchos (mallard) is the source of this 7142-nucleotide messenger RNA. It is a transcript of the gene SMIM10L3, whose product is annotated as small integral membrane protein 10 like 3. The record is from RefSeq and is a predicted model, not a curated record. NCBI's taxonomy places the organism in Eukaryota, Metazoa, Chordata, Aves, Anseriformes, Anatidae.